AUGAAAGAGCAGUCAGGUGAUCAGCUAGAAAUGGAAUCACAUGAAAUCAUGUAUGUGCUAUUAUGUCUAGAUGAUGUAAUAUUAUUGAAAACUGCCUACACUACCAUCCUUCAUUUCAUUUUCAUGGAGAUCAUUCGCGGUAUUUUAGCCAUUUGCAUUGCAGUGUCCCUCCUGCUUUAUAAUUCCAGCAACGUAGAAGGAAGGCACCAUCACCACAAGCCAAAGAACAAAAGCUCCAAAAGUACAGGGCACCGUGUUUCUCCACCCUCUGAUGGAGGCCCUGGUCCUCAAAACCCCAAGUCGCCUUCAUCCCCUUCUAAUCCUCCUUCAGUCCCUUCAGACCCUUAUCCUAACGAUCCUGGAAACACUAGUUCAGACUGCAUUUUCAAUGUAAUGGAUCAUGGGGCAGUUGGUGAUGGUUCCACUGAUGACACUGAUGCAUUCAGGCAGGCUUGGAAAGAAGCUUGUGGGGUGGAAUCUGGUGUUAUUCUGGCCCCUUCAGGUUAUUCUUUCAUGAUUACUUCAACUAUUUUCUCGGGUCCAUGCAAGCCAGGACUUGUGCUUCAGGUGGAUGGGCGCCUAAUGCCUCCGGAUGGACCAGAUUCCUGGCCAGAAAAAGAUAGCAAAAAGCAAUGGCUUGUGUUUUAUCGACUUGAUGGUAUGACUCUCACCGGAGAAGGAACCAUUGAAGGAAAUGGAGAGAAGUGGUGGGAUCUACCCUGCAAACCUCACCGGAGUUCUAGUGGAUCCGCAUCAAAAGGACCAUGUGAUAGCCCUGCUUUAAUUCGGUUCUUCAUGAGCUCUAAUUUGGCAGUCCGUGGUUUAAGAAUCCAAAACAGUCCUCAAUUCCAUAUGAAAUUUGAUGGCUGCGAAGGAGUUUUGAUAGAAAAACUGUCCAUAUCUUCUCCUAAACUUAGCCCCAAUACUGAUGGAAUCCACAUAGAAAACACCAAGGCUGUUGGCAUAUACGAAUCCUCCAUUAGCAACGGUGAUGAUUGCAUAUCAAUCGGGACAGGAUGCUCAAAUGUGGACAUAGAUGGUCUCACUUGUGGUCCCAGUCACGGGAUUAGCAUCGGAAGCCUAGGAGUACACAAUUCCCAGGCAUGUGUACGGAACAUAACCGUCCGAAAUACGGUAAUAAAAGAAUCAGACAAUGGAAUGAGGAUAAAGACAUGGCAAGGCGGCACGGGUUCUGUAUCGGACAUAAACUUUGAAAACAUACAAAUGGAGAAUGUUAGGAAUUGCAUGAUCAUAGACCAAUACUACUGCCUAUCAAAGGCUUGUCUAAAUGAGACCUCAGCUGUCUAUGUCACAGGUGUAACAUACAGGAACAUCAAGGGCACCUAUGAUGUUCGAACCCCACCAAUACAUUUUGCUUGUAGUGACACGGUAGCCUGCACCAAUAUACUACUCUCAGAGGUUGAGCUUCUCCCAGAAGAGGGUGAAUUGAUGGAUGAUCCAUUUUGUUGGAAUGCUUACGGAACUCAAGAAACAGUGACUAUUCCUCCUAUAAAUUGCUUAAGAGAAGGAGAGCCCGAGAGCGUAGGAGAAGUCUCCUCUACUGGUUGCUAA
Messenger RNA from Dovyalis caffra, 1572 nucleotides. NCBI's taxonomy places the organism in Eukaryota, Viridiplantae, Streptophyta, Magnoliopsida, Malpighiales, Salicaceae. The record is from the annotation of a GenBank genome assembly.